CGAGAUAGUUUCCAUCAUGUAGUAACUGCUUGUGGCUUGCCAAUGUACUGGAAAGCGCCUCUUUAUUCAACAACUCCUUCUAGUCCCAGUGGUCAUGUGGAUGGUCAUAAAUUUAUUGACUUCUGGAAAAAAAUGGUGGCAAAUUGCCAUGAUGCUGCUUCUCGCUUUAUCUUCAUAUGCACUAAAGGCGAUCCCUCUAGGCGCUAUUUGAGAGCUGACGAUCUAGUGCCAUUAGUACAGGACGUGGUUGAGAGACAUCCUGGUUUAGCUUUCUUAAGAUCAGCCAGAGAAUUCCAUUCAAGAUACGUUCAUACAGUUAUUGCCCGAGUAUUUUACACAGUCAACAGAUCUUGGUCUGGUAGAAUCAGUGUACCUGAGUUGAGAAGAUCUGAUUUUUUGCAGAUUGUUCAGUUGUUGGAAGAAGAGGAAGAUAUCAAUCAAAUAACUGCAUAUUUCAGUUAUGAACAUUUUUACGUUAUAUACUGCAAAUUUUGGGAACUUGAUCGAGAUCAUGAUCUUUAUAUUGAUAAACAAGAUCUUGCAAGACAUAAUGACCAUGCACUCUCAUCAAGGAUGAUAGAACGAAUAUUCAGCGGUUGCGUGACGCGUGGUUCUACUGGCCCUCAAGCACGAAUGAGUUACACAGAGUUUGUUUGGUUCCUUCUAGCAGAAGAAGACAAAACUCAUCCUACUGCUAUUGAAUAUUGGUUCCGUUGCAUGGAUUUAGAUGGAGAUGGUAUUUUGUCCAUGUACGAACUAGAAUACUUUUAUGAUGAACAGACACAUCGUAUGGAAUCAAUCGGUAUCGAAACGUUGCCGUUCGAAGACUGUUUGUGUCAGAUGCUGGAUAUGAUACGUCCGGCUAAGCCUGGCUGUAUAUCUUUGUCGGAUCUAAAAAAAUGUAAAAUGACACCAAUUUUCUUCGAUACAUUCUUUAAUCUCGAAAAAUAUUUAGAUCAUGAACAAAGAGAUCCUUUUGCGAACCAGAGAGAACAGGAUGGUGAUGAGCUAUCUGAUUGGGAUCGCUUUGCGGCUGAAGAAUAUGAACUUCUUGUUGCCGAGGAAGGUGCCGAUGCUCAAGAUCAAUGGGCGGAGAGUUCGGGGUUCGAUAGGCUCAUACGAUGAAGACGACAUGGCUAUGAAGCUUGAUAGUUUAGGCAUGGAGAUAGAAUGUGACUCAACAAACGGCUUGCCUACUACUUCACAAACCACACCAAAUAUCAGCUCAUUGUUUGAAACAUAUCGAAA
Messenger RNA from Ctenocephalides felis (cat flea), 1248 nucleotides. RefSeq names its product serine/threonine-protein phosphatase 2A regulatory subunit B'' subunit beta-like. Lineage: Eukaryota; Metazoa; Arthropoda; Insecta; Siphonaptera; Pulicidae. Bases 43 to 1125 code for a protein of 360 amino acids. Gene Ontology annotation, molecular function: protein phosphatase regulator activity; calcium ion binding. The transcript is spliced from 8 exons. Gene Ontology annotation, biological process: protein dephosphorylation. Gene Ontology annotation, cellular component: protein phosphatase type 2A complex. The record is from RefSeq and is a predicted model, not a curated record.